This is a messenger RNA of Carassius gibelio (silver crucian carp), 3600 nucleotides long. It is a transcript of the gene maoa, whose product is annotated as monoamine oxidase. The record is from RefSeq and is a predicted model, not a curated record. The transcript is spliced from 15 exons. Bases 32 to 1708 code for a protein of 558 amino acids. NCBI's taxonomy places the organism in Eukaryota, Metazoa, Chordata, Actinopteri, Cypriniformes, Cyprinidae. Gene Ontology annotation, molecular function: oxidoreductase activity.
GAGCCUCGGUGCAUUUACCCCAGUGUCAAUCAUGAUAGGAGGCGGGGGCGGGGCUGAGAAUGCUUUGAACACAGAUGCGGAGCGGCUCUUCUGCUGUGAGCGGAGCGCCAGUGAGACGAACAGAACCAUGACUGCGAACGCAUACGACGUGAUUGUGAUUGGCGGAGGCAUCUCAGGUCUGAGUGCCGCCAAGCUGUUGGUGGAGAGCGGCCUGAAUCCUGUACUCCUGGAAGCCAGAAACCGUGUUGGUGGAAGAACCUACACUGUUCAGAAUAAGGAGGCCAAAUGGGUGGAUCUGGGAGGAGCGUACAUUGGGCCCACUCAAAACCGCAUCCUGAGGAUAGCCAAACAGUACGGCGUGAAAACAUACAAAGUCAACGAGGAGGAGUCUCUGGUUCACUAUGUGAAGGGCAAAUCGUAUCCGUUCAAAGGGUCUUUCCCUCCAAUGUGGAACCCUCUUGCCUACCUGGACUACAACAACCUCUGGAGGACAAUGGACAAGAUGGGAAUGGAGAUUCCUAAAGAAGCUCCAUGGAGGGCCCCUCACGCGGAAGAGUGGGACAAGAUGACCAUGCAGCAACUCUUUGACAAAAUUUGUUGGACCAGCUCUGCUCGUCGCUUUGCCACUCUGUUCGUCAAUGUGAACGUGACCUCCGAGCCCCAUGAGGUGUCUGCUCUGUGGUUCCUUUGGUACAUCAAGCAGUGUGGAGGCACCAUGAGAAUCUUCUCUACCACAAAUGGGGGCCAGGAGCGCAAGUUUGCCGGAGGUGCCAAUCAGAUCAGCGAGGCGAUGGCGAGAGAGCUGGGUGACCGUGUGAAGCUGGGCAGAGCUGUCUACAGCAUUGACCAGACUGGAGACCUGGUGGAGGUCAGGACCGUUAAUGAGGAGAUAUACAAGGCCAAAUAUGUUAUACUUGCCAUACCACCAAGCCUGAACUUAAAAAUCCAUUUCAACCCUGAACUACCGCCUCUGAGGAACCAGCUCAUUCACAGAGUCCCCAUGGGCUCCGUCAUCAAGUGCAUGGUGUACUACAAAGAGAACUUCUGGAGGAAGAAGGGAUACUGUGGCACCAUGGUGAUUGAGGAGGAGGAAGCACCUAUUGGUCUCACUCUUGACGACACUAAGCCUGAUGGGUCUGUGCCUGCUAUAAUGGGUUUCAUCCUGGCACGAAAAUGCAGGAAAUUAGCCGGCCUGACGAAAGAGGAGAGAAAGAGAAGGAUCUGUGAGAUUUAUGCUCGUGUGCUUGGCUCAGAAGAAGCAUUAAAUCCUGUGCACUAUGAGGAGAAAAACUGGUGUGAGGAAGAGUACUCUGGUGGCUGCUACACGGCCUACUUCCCCCCUGGUAUCAUGACACAGUAUGGCAGGGUUCUGAGGGAGCCGGUGGGCAGGCUGUACUUUGCAGGAACUGAAACGGCCACAGAGUGGAGCGGUUACAUGGAGGGGGCCGUGCAAGCUGGAGAGAGAGCCAGUAGAGAGAUUUUGUGUGCAAUGGGAAAACUCCAUGCGAGUCAGAUCUGGCAGUCAGAGCCUGAAUCAUUGGAUGUCCCGGCCCGGCCAUUUGUCACCACAUUCUGGGAAAGGAACUUGCCAUCGGUUGGGGGAUUCUUUAAAUUCAUGGGCGUGUCCUCCUUCCUGGGUCUGGCCACAGCAGCAGGACUGGUCGCUUACAAGAAGGGGCUCCUCCCACUUUCUCCACCUGUUCUCUGAGCUGGCCUUGUGAUUGUGGCGUUUACUCACCUGAUCACGGUCAUAACGCUGCCUCGGUGUGUGGCAUGGUUACUUAGAUGAGAAUUGACAUACAAUUGCUCAGUCAUAGUUAAAAAUUAACCAAGUGAUUAUUAUGGAAUAAUGAGUAGCUACUAAUUGUUAAUGUGGGAAUUUUUGCCCUGUCAAAGAGUUCACUAGCCACAUUAAAGGAACCGAACGUGUGACAUUCCACAACCAUUCAUUAUGUCUGUGAGAGCGUGUGUGUUUUUCACCAGUCUUAUUGAUUACCUCUGCUAAUUUCAGGUGCUGUUCUCAGGAACUCGUUAAUUAACCUUCUGAAAUAUUGAAGUUAACAUUACAGAGAUUAGAUUAGCAUUUAGCAAUGCAUUUUAUGGUACUCUAUAACAGAGACUUUGAGAAUAUCUUCUCUAGAUCACUACACAACACAACACAGAAGCUGUAUUAGCUUCAGCACAAUUCACUAUAUCAUUUGUGAGAGAAGCAGAGGCUGUUCAUAUCACAUGCAUUAUUGAUUCUCAACAUACAGUGUUACACAACAAUUAGUACAUACUGGCUUUAUGUGUCUGUUAGUAUAACGAAGUGAAGUCUAUCAGUCGUAGAGACCUGAUUUGAAGGUUGUCCCAGUGUUUUAUAUAAUUUCUAAAAGCUGCUGUGUGAUUGAAUCAUAUAUGAAAGCAUUUGAAUGUACUUUUACAUCGUCAAUGUUUUUCAUGUAUACUUGAAAUAUAAAUUUGUUUUCAACCAUCCAUUGUUUAAUAGUUCUCCAAUUCCAUAUAUUAUUAAUAGUAAAAUAAAAAUGAUAAAAUGUAAUUAAAUGUUAAUUUGGAGAGAAAUGUAAAACCUGUUUAUCUCAAUGGUUUGACUUUUUCUUUUUUUCCCUCAUCUAUCAAUCUUGAGAUAGAUAGAUAGAUAGAUAGAUAGAUAGAUAGAUAGAUAGAUAGAUAGUGUCCCUCACCUUCAUAGUAGUAACCUGUGCAAUAUUAUUUACAGAGUAAUUAUACCAUCAUGUAUGAUGAUUUAUUAAAGUAUAUGGCAUUCAUACACUCUUAUAUAUAUAAUUGCAAUUAAUUGAAAAGGUCAUGCAGCCCCAUACAGAUUAGAAAAUAAAAUGUAUUAUGUGUGUAAACCUGAAGUGUGUACAUUUUGUUGUUCCAAAGAUGCAUUGUAACUGUUGUUUGUGGUGCCUUAAUCUGAUGUAGUAUUCCUCAUUUCUCAAGUGCCUCUGUGCUGAUGAGCUUCUCCAGUCUUGAACAUUGUCUCUGGGUCAGUCACCGGCUGCUUUAGGUGAUGCUUUCUAAAAACGAGCUCCUUUCACAAGAGUUAGAAACAGCAUUUUUGGUCAGAGCUUUGUGAAGCUCUUUGACUGAUAAAUCUGCAUUGAAGCACCAUUCAAAAACCCACAGUCAUCAGCAUACAAUGGAAGGCUUUCACAACUGCUUCCUGAAGGAGCCACAGAUGAUCCAGGACUGACAGAAUCAGAGGCUCCUGACUGUUGACUAAUGUUUGAUAAGAAAGCUUUCUAUCUGUGACCUACAUCUUUGGUUAGAAUCUGGUCCACUGUGAACUUGUAAUGAUGUGGUGACACUUUUGUCCUGACAUGUUGUAUUUGCUGUAACUCCUCCACCUGGUGUGCUAGUGAAUUGUGCCUCUGUGUGUGUUCUGAUAAUGCUUUUCCGAAACCACAUAACAUGGCCCUGUUUACCUAAAAUAUGUCGUUGCCUGCUUCAGUUUGCAUAGCUGCCCUGCUUCGAUCAAGCCCCUUUUGUGUGUGAGUAUCACAAUGUCCAAUGGUCCAGUCUUGUAAUUGCAUUAUUUGAUCUCUUUGUAUAAAUUCCACGACUGAUAAUAAAAGUGUGUGAUUUACCACCAGA